AUGCCCAGCAGCGGUUCCGCCUUCCCCCUCUCUGCCCUCUCCUUCCCCCUGUCCCUCCUCCCCUCUCCCCCCGAUCCCCGACGUACCACCGUGCGCCAUGUCUACAAUCAGACCCACCGCGACUUUUACUCUUGGAAGCCGCCCUCCACCCUGCCCAUGGAGACUGGAUGGGCACAAAAAAAGAUAGAGAGUAUAGACAAAAAGACAGUGCAGGCGCACAAGGAAUUCGGGCGCAAGAUGGCCCUGGCCCUCGGGGUCGUAGACGGAGGAGCCGUCACAAAGCCCGUCUUUGAAGGGGCCGAGAAACUGGCCAAUGCGAAACGCCACGCCAAAGCUCCUAUAUCUUGGAACAACUCUAUACCCAACCCGCCACCCCCUCCCCAGAAAUACGUUUCGCGGGGCAAAGUCAGGCCUCUUCCGAGAUACUUUUAUUGCGUGCCAAUAAGGCGUAGUCUUCUCUCGCCCGACGUGGUCAUCUUACCCUUCAUCCCAACUUUUACCGACGAUGUCCCAUUCGACGCCGACGCGUACGCCAGGGAAUUCCCUCUAUGCGCCUGGGAAUUACCUGGGAGAAACGGAGACACCGAUAUCAUUCUUCGUGAGACGGCGAAACGGUGUCGCGCCAAGGGACUUUCGGCGAGAGAUAUCAACAAGACGAGAGUAUUACCAAAGGAUAUCGUGGAUAUUGAAAUGUUAGAUCUCAUGAGAGACCUUCCGGCGUUUCCAUCGUCUCCUGAAACAUACCUCGGCAUCGCUGAAGAAGGAAAGGGCGAUGUAUCACCGGCGAAAAGAAAGUGGGAAGAACCUCUGGAGGUGAAACAAGAAGAGUACUCGGCCGACCCGUUGGAAUUUGAAGAAUUGUGUUGCCACAACCCCAGCUGCACAAACUUCAUGUGCGUCAGGCAUAGCGCGCUGUUCUUCGACAAUAUGAUGAGAAGGACGACGGGAGAUGACAUAACUUUCGCAGAGGACAAGCUCAGAAAACUCCCUCGUCUUCAGAACAUCCUUCUGAACCUCAACAACAAUUGUUCGGGUACUUGCUACUCCCUUCGCAUAUCGGAGCUGUUGACAGAGACGGAAGGAGAGAGGCAGAGUCACCCAAGAAAGCCCUGGACACCGUGGGAUCGUACCCAGCUUUUCCAGAUCCUCAAAGCGUGGACCAACGCGGGCAUCGGUCUUUGUGCACUGAGAGAUGUUUUUGAUAGACCCUGUGAUGAUGUUGCGAUGGAGGUUGUCGCCAUCAUUAGAGCCCACCCAGAGCUGCAGGCCAAUGACGAGGACGAGGACGGUCCCAAAGCCAAGUCCCCAUCACCAACAAGCUUCAGAACUUUGAAAGAUGCGUCCAUGAUGGGCCAUGUUUACCCGACAUUUGCAGAUGCGCAAAUACAAAUUGGCCUUGCGGCCGACACUGCUCUUGUCCUAUCUCCUGUACUAGGCGCUUUCGCGGCUGCAACUGUUGCAAGAUUGCCAUACGAGAGGGCAAGAAUGUUUCUCGAGCUUGCGCACCUACGAGAUGUCCUUGCAUUAGGAGUCACCGAGAGUGUGACAGAGAGCUCUGUGGUCCAUGUGGCGCAGCGCUAUGACAGGGAUGAGCUUCUAAUAACCCAAGAUGUACGGGCAGCGGGUGGGACAUUUGGUCAGAAUGGAGUUUGGGAGGCGUCAGAUGAUCUACACGAGUCUAAAUUCAUUACCUGCGGCAAUGUGGCGCUGCAGAAAGGUAUGACUCCGAAGAUGAGGGUAGGGAUCAGCGACAUUGCCGGGUAUGGAUUGUUCGCAGGUCAGGAUAUUCCGAAGGAUACAAUGAUAGGCGAGUAUGUUGGAGAGCUGAUAACGGACAUGGAGGGGAAUGCGAGAAACACCACAGAAAAUAUCGUCCAGCGACGCUACCAAUUCCAGGUCAACGGCGACAGCAUCAUCGAUGCUGCGUUCUACGGCAAUCUGACGAGAUUUUUCAAUUCAGACACGGGUCUCAAAGUCAAUUGCGUGGCCGAGCAGCGAUCCGUGGAUCACGAGACAAGGAUACUUUUCACGACAUUACGAACGAUCAAGCGGAACGAAGAAAUUCUGUUCAACUACGGGCAAGUCAGCAAUGGUCAUGAAGGAAAAUGA
Cryptococcus amylolentus CBS 6039 is the source of this 2109-nucleotide messenger RNA. RefSeq lists its product as hypothetical. Bases 1 to 2109 code for a protein of 702 amino acids. The record is from RefSeq and is a predicted model, not a curated record. Lineage: Eukaryota; Fungi; Basidiomycota; Tremellomycetes; Tremellales; Cryptococcaceae. Gene Ontology annotation, molecular function: protein binding; histone methyltransferase activity. The transcript is spliced from 12 exons. Gene Ontology annotation, biological process: chromatin remodeling.